ACGCUUCCAAACAUUACGAUGUAGUUGUGGUCGGUGGUGGAAUGGUGGGGUUCGGUUUCGCGGCAAUGGCUGCGACUCACCCCUUUCUCCGAAGUAAACGCAUUCUUCUUCUGGAAUCCGGCCCCAAGACUCAAUACAAGAAGGAACCAAAUCAUCGAAAUCGCGUUAUCGCGGUCACACCUAUUUCACGACGUUUGUUUGAAGGCGUUGGCGCAUGGAAAGCUAUACAGGAUAACCGAUUUCAGCCAAUAAAAAGGAUGAAGAUUUAUGAGAUGGGGUCCAAUGCAAAGCUCCUGUUGGAAAGGUCGAACCCGGAUGACGAUAUGGGUUAUAUAGUCGAAAAUGACCUAAUUAUCUCCUCUUUGGAGGCUGUCGUCGACGAGGCUGUCAAACACUCAGAUACAAAGGAUUAUCCCGGUUCUAUGGAAGUGAUGCAUAACACAGUGGUAGAAGAUAUUCAACUGCCGAAAUCCUAUGAUGCCGUUAAUAUGCCACGCCUCCUAGUGCGUGAUCGUGCCGCUUCCUCCAAGGAUGCUAUCCCUAUAGAAGCUUCGUUACUGGUUGGUGCAGAUGGUUUUCGAUCAGCCGUCAGGAAUACUUCAGGUAUCCACACAGUCGGAUGGGAACAUGAUCAGACAGCCAUUGUAGCCAACUUAAAUUUGCCGGAUGAUUACGAUCCUACAAUAGCCUGGCAGCGUUUUGUGGAUACCGGUCCAAUUGCUCUCUUGCCAAAUGAGCCGGCUCACCAGCCCUCUGGAAUCGUAGCCUCCAUAGCUGCUGCUGUCAAGUUGGCCAUCCCUAAGUCCAGCGAAUCCUUUACACCACCGAAGAUCCUCAGUGUUGAUCCUAAUACUCGCGCGUGUUUUCCACUUCUUUUCCGUCACUCAUCUUUCUACCACGCCCCUCGUGUAGCUCUACUAGGGUACGUCUUAUUCUGCGGAAAAAAGGUUUCGCCCAUUGACAGGGGACUCCUGAACCUUUUUACUUGCCUUUUUAGAGAUGCUGCCCACAGGAUCCUUCCAUUGAGUGGUCAGGGUGCAAACAUGGGUUUCGGAGACGCGGCUAGCCUGGCAAAACAUCUUAAUGAGGCUCUUAGUGAGGGUGCUGAUAUUGCGUCUCCUCGAUUUUUGCGAGCCUACACUUCAGAUCGACAACGCUCUGUUGUUCCAAUGGCAGCGUUUGUGGAAUUUAUUCAGGCUCUUUAUUCUACGGACGCGAGCCUCGGACCUCUUGAAGCUCCUUCUGGAUCGGUUUUGAUGGGACUGAGACGUCUGUCCUCGACGUUGGGCAUUUCUGACGCUGCAUUGAGUAUUCGGGGUCUCGGUAUGGAUCUGGUUGAUUCCAAUAAUCUAGUAAAGGUACAAUCAAACCCUUUUGCCUGUCUCUUAAGCUGA
Molecule: messenger RNA, 1394 nt
Organism: Dibothriocephalus latus
Lineage: Eukaryota; Metazoa; Platyhelminthes; Cestoda; Diphyllobothriidea; Diphyllobothriidae
Source: the annotation of a GenBank genome assembly